AUUUGGCUGCCUUACUCUGCCCUGAAUGCACUAUGAAUGGUCCGUCACUGACUAUAAACUGAAUCUCAUCAGGAAAACUACACAUUAUCUCACCAUCACUUCAAAGGUCUCGCCAGGCAGAGGUGACGCCAGGAAAUGAUUUAAAGGUGAAAAUGACAAGGUUUCCUCCUCUCAAACCUUGGCUCCUUUUCUGACAAUGCAGUCUGAAUGAACCCUGAUGUCUUCUUUACCCUGGAAAUAGGAUUGGAAGAGAGAGAGGAAACAAUUUUUAAUCCUGAUAAAGAAGAUUAUUGGGAAGCUGGUUUUCAAAAACUCUAAUAUUGUGGCACAGAUGGAUUUUAAAAAGUGUUAGAUCUUUCCAAUGAACACUAAUAGAGUUCUCUGCUCUUGGCUGGAUUUUUCAGAGAAUGGCCAUGGUCUCUACGAUGCCCUGGGCCCUGUAUUUGUGGAUAAGUGCUUGUGCAAUGCUGCUGUGCCAGGGAUCCCUGCAACACACUUUCCCGCAGCACCACCUGCACAGACCAGAAGGAGGGACGUGUGAAGUGAUAGCAGCUCACAGAUGUUGUAAUAAGAAUCGCAUUGAGGAGCGGUCGCAAACUGUAAAGUGCUCCUGUUUACCUGGGAAAGUGGCGGGAACAACCAGAAACCGACCUUCCUGUGUUGACGCCUCCAUAGUGAUUGGCAAAUGGUGGUGUGAAAUGGAGCCUUGCCUAGAGGGAGAAGAAUGCAAGACGCUACCUGACAAUUCCGGAUGGAUGUGUGCUACAGGCAAUAAAAUUAAGACCACAAGAAUUCACCCAAGAACCUAAUGGAAGUAUUUAUUGUUGUAGUGAAGGAAAAUCAACCCCGCAGAAAAUACUACAUAUUUUAAGAAUUCAAAACAUCUUACACAUUUACAAGCCAAAUGGAUUUCUUAUUUGCACUUUGAGUGGUUACCAGAUAAGCACAGAGCUUUGACUGUGUGUAACAAAAUACCCUAAAGUGAGAAGACGUGGAGUUUGGGGUAACACCGUGGAAAGUGGGUUUAAAAGAAAUAAGGUUUUCUCAGUGGAAUUUUUUGGGAUUAUGAAGAAUGAUCAACUAUCUCCUAAUUUGGAUCUACAGUUACUUUGUACCAUUUUAAAUAUCUGUAUAUAUAAUAUUUUGAAAUAUUAUAUAUUCUCUUCAAGAAAUGAACAGUACCACAGUUUGAGCGGCUGGUGUACCUCUUUGAGUUUUGGGGUUUGUGUUUUUUGUCAUUUCUUUUUCUCUCAGCAAGGAAGAUAUGUGCCCUUUGGAGAAUUCAACGUGACACUUUCACUGGAAGGCCAGCUACAGGUGGACUCCUGGAAUUUGAGGAAUCAUGAGGCUACUGAAUCAGGAACUUCCUUCUGUUUCUACCAGAUGGCCCAAGGAAGCACAUCACCCUGUUUUAUUGCUUUCUACCUUGUACAAUACUAGCAUGCAAGCUUGGCUUACAUAACCAUACUUUAUAUUCAAUUGAUAUAUAAUAAUAACCAUUUUAACCUCUUCCAGGAAAAUCCUUUUAGAAGUACUAGCUUUUCCACAGGUGAGAAAGCAAGGCUUCUUGAGGGAGCAGCUCAACCAUCCUAUGAAGACUGGCAGUGUUCUGGCAGAAUAUGGGUCCCUGCGUUAAUAAUAAGUUCUGUAAAUACAGUGUCUUAAGGCUUUGUAUAGCUGUCCUAUACUGCAGAAACACCCUCUGAUUCUAUCCAAAGUCUGGCAUCGUUAACUGCAUAGUGCUGCAGUAACAAGUCUUACCAUGACACCACUUUCUCUGUUUGAUUUACUUUUUCCAAGAGUAUCCUCAUCUCUUCUGAUGAGAUAGGAAGACUAUGAAAACAAUUAGGUUUCAGUAUGAUCUGUGUGACCAAAUGUUGGACAGCCCUAUUAAAGUGGUAAAUAACUUCUUUCUAAA
Messenger RNA from Chrysochloris asiatica (Cape golden mole), 1918 nucleotides. It is a transcript of the gene TAFA1, whose product is annotated as family with sequence similarity 19 (chemokine (C-C motif)-like), member A1. The coding region runs from base 408 to 809 and encodes 133 amino acids. Gene Ontology annotation, molecular function: receptor ligand activity. Gene Ontology annotation, biological process: neuroblast differentiation; regulation of neuroblast proliferation. The record is from RefSeq and is a predicted model, not a curated record. NCBI's taxonomy places the organism in Eukaryota, Metazoa, Chordata, Mammalia, Afrosoricida, Chrysochloridae. The transcript has 5 exons.